CAUGUCGUCACUGCCCCUUGGGACAAAAUGUCAUAUGUAAUCUUGUGCUGCACUCAUAUACCGGUAGGUCAGAGAUAGUAUUCCCUCAGUUAUCAAGCGUUCGGUCCCAUAGAUUGGCACUCCUCUUCGCUUCGAAGAUGAGUACGCUCAGACCGGCUGGUCUGCUCAGUUCGAAUGGCAACCCGGACCCACAGGAAGGAUUCGCGCAAGGCACUCGACCAGUAUCAUCUGAAGAGGAGUCCAAACUUGCCGACUCCGAGAAGGACGAGGAUGGUGCGCGUGAACGCGGCAACGACGAGCAGAACAACGAGGAAGAAGAGGGUGAUGAGGAGCAGCAAGGUGGACCGCCCAAACCAGUAGGCUUCUGGGAUCCACGACUGAAGCAUGUACGGCACGAAGCGAUGUUCAAGUGGACCGUCACCACCGCCCUUUUGAUGGUGUUCAUCCUGGGCGUCUUGUCGAUAUACUGGGGUGCUCUAUUCCACAUCGAGCCGAACCUGUCAUCACUCGUGGUGUACGUGGUCGACUUUGACGGACAGGUCGCACCAUACAAUACUGCUGGCCACGCUCCUGUUGUCGGACCUCUCAUUACGGAACUUGCAGAACAGAUGGUAGCGAGCCCUGUGCCGCAUCUCGGAUUCGGCGUGCUGCCACCUUCCAACUUCGCCAACGAUCCCAUCCAAGUUCGCCAAGCGGUCUUCGACUUCGAUGCCUGGGCAGCUAUCGUGAUCAACCCGAACGCCACCGCCAUGCUGUAUUCCGCCAUCCAGAAUGGCAACACGUCGUACGACCCCAUGGGCGCAUGUCAGCUCAUCUACAUCGAUUCCCGUGACGACACGAAUUGGUACGACUUCAUGUCGCCGAUUCUGAGCGCUUUCAUGACCGAAGCGACUAGCAUGGUGGGUGAGCGUUGGACGCAGAUGGUGAUGCAGAACGCGAGUACCGAUGCCACGCUCAUUACAAACGCAGCCCGCGUGCCGCAGGCGCUCAGUCCAGCGAUCGGAUUCAGCCAGUACAACCUACGGCCCUUCUUUCCUUACCAAGUCAUCCCGUCCGUCAGCAUCGGGCUGAUCUACCUGAUCAUCAUCUCGUUCUUCUCUUUUGCUUUCUACCUGCCGAUACAUUUCAAGUAUCUCAAACCCGAAGGUCACCCUCCGCUCAAGUUCUACCAACUCAUUAUCUGGCGUUGGUGUGCCACGAUGUCCGCCUACUUUAUGCUGUCGCUAGCCUACUCUCUUAUCUCGCUGGCAUUCCAGGUCAACUUCUCGGGUGGUAACCCUGUCACUUCUGAGACGGACGUUACCUGGACUGUGGACGGUUUCAAGAACGCCGAUGCUUACGGUCAUGGCACCUUCCCUGUGUACUGGAUGCUCAACUUCUUCGGUAUGAUCGCACUCGGCCUUGCAUGCGAGAACGUAGCUAUGAUCGUUGGUCAGCCUUGGACAGGUCUAUGGCUUAUCUUCUGGGUCAUUACAAACGUCAGUACAGCAUUCUACGAUAUCGAUCUCGAACCGGGCUUCUACCAUUGGGGUUACGCAUGGCCUCUGCACUACGUCGUGGAAGGAUCAAGACAUAUCUUAUUCGGAUUGCAUAGCCGGAUAGGCCUCGACUUCGGCGUGCUGAUUGCCUGGGGUGCGGUCAACACUGUAUUGUUCCCGUUUUGCUGCUACUUCAUGAGGUGGAAGUCGAAGCACCAUGUCCAUGAGUACUAUAAGUAGAUAGUAGAGAAGAACAUGC
Molecule: messenger RNA, 1737 nt
Organism: Baudoinia panamericana UAMH 10762
Lineage: Eukaryota; Fungi; Ascomycota; Dothideomycetes; Mycosphaerellales; Teratosphaeriaceae
Exons: 3
Coding region: 138-1718 (526 amino acids)
Cellular component (GO): membrane
Source: RefSeq, a predicted model, not a curated record